Messenger RNA from Diorhabda sublineata, 1435 nucleotides. RefSeq names its product 40S ribosomal protein S2-like. Gene Ontology annotation, cellular component: cytosolic small ribosomal subunit; ribosome. The record is from RefSeq and is a predicted model, not a curated record. The transcript has 6 exons. Bases 99 to 938 code for a protein of 279 amino acids. Gene Ontology annotation, biological process: translation. Lineage: Eukaryota; Metazoa; Arthropoda; Insecta; Coleoptera; Chrysomelidae. Gene Ontology annotation, molecular function: structural constituent of ribosome; RNA binding.
ACAAUAAUCGACAUUUACUGAAAGAUAAAAUAGCAUCACUCAGAAGUUCGAACCUCAUUUCUUUCUUUCGUUGCCGUCGAAGAAGAAGGAACUGAACAAUGGCGGACGCAGCUCCAGCCGGUGGACGUGGUGGAUUCCGUGGUGGUUUUGGUGGUAGUGGGCGCGGUGGUAGCCGAGGAGGUACAAGAGGUCGCGGUAGAGGCCGUGGACGCGGACGUGGCCGUGGAAAGGAGGACCAAAAAGAAUGGGUACCAGUCACUAAGUUAGGACGUUUAGUGAAAGAUGGAAAAAUUCGAUCACUCGAAGAAAUCUACUUGUUUUCAUUACCCAUUAAGGAAUUUGAAAUCAUUGAUCAUUUUAUUGGGCCCGAUCUAAAUGAUGAGGUAUUGAAAAUAAUGCCAGUACAGAAACAAACUCGUGCUGGUCAACGUACUCGAUUCAAGGCUUUUGUUGCUAUUGGAGACAGUAAAGGUCAUAUCGGUUUGGGUGUGAAGUGCAGUAAAGAAGUUGCUACAGCUAUCAGAGGAGCUAUUAUUUUGGCUAAAUUAUCUGUAGUACCUGUCCGUAGAGGUUACUGGGGUAACAAGAUUGGUCAACCUCACACAGUACCUUGCAAGGUAACUGGUAAGUGUGGAUCUGUUACUGUGAGGUUAAUUCCAGCUCCCCGUGGUACUGGAAUCGUAUCUGCUCCUGUACCUAAAAAACUUCUUCAGAUGGCUGGUAUUGAGGAUUGUUAUACUUCAGCUAGAGGUUCAACUGGUACAUUGGGUAAUUUCGCUAAAGCUACUUAUGCAGCCAUAGCUAAAACAUAUGCUUACUUGACACCUGAUUUGUGGAAAGAUAUGCCUUUGGCUAAAACUCCUUAUCAAGAAUUUGCUGACUAUUUGUCAAAGAAUCAUCGCCCGGUUACUGGACCUUCACGUACGGAAAGUGCUUAAGAUUGCAUAAUUGUAAUCGUAAACAUCGUAUUUGGCAGCAGCACAGGUCUAAAGUAUAGAUAUAAGGAGUCUGAACGAUACUAACAAUUCAAAAUCUCCAUUUGACACUCGUAAAAUUUGUAAACAAACACCCGGCUGUCUUAUUUCGGAAAUCACCACUAUAUGUAAAAACAUUUGCCUCUGCCACCAUCGACGAGAAAGAGGUUCUUCCAUUAAAAUAUAAGCUGCUGUAAUGCAGGGCCGGCGACGGUUCAAAUCACCCAUUCUUCGACAAAACCUAACUGACUAAUGUUUCAUGCUGAAUAGCAAUUGUUUGUUGAAAUAAGAAAUGUUUGUUACAACUGCACUUUAAUCAACUUGUUUGUUCCAUGGAGGCGCACCUUUAUAUAUAGUUAAGCUGAUUAUAAAAAUAUAAUAUGUAAUUCUUCAUAUUUAACCAACUCUGUUAAAAUUAGUAAAUUUUGCUAUUAAAUAUAAUAAAAAAGAAUUCAUAAUUA